Messenger RNA from Odocoileus virginianus texanus, 1131 nucleotides. It is a transcript of the gene EXOSC5, whose product is annotated as exosome component 5. Gene Ontology annotation, biological process: rRNA catabolic process; poly(A)-dependent snoRNA 3'-end processing; U4 snRNA 3'-end processing. NCBI's taxonomy places the organism in Eukaryota, Metazoa, Chordata, Mammalia, Artiodactyla, Cervidae. Gene Ontology annotation, cellular component: cytoplasmic exosome (RNase complex); nuclear exosome (RNase complex); nucleolus. The record is from RefSeq and is a predicted model, not a curated record.
CGCAAGCGCGCACUUCUGGGCGGAAGCAACAGCCCCCGGCUGCACGUGGGCUCCGGGGUGAUGGAGGGGGCAAUGCAGACUGAAUCGAAGAUCCGGGCUGAUUCUGGGACAGAGCACGGCCCUCGGGGCCCCGGCUGUAGCCUCCGGCACUUUGCCUGCGAACAGAACUUGUUGUCCCGGCCUGAUGGCUCUGCCUCUUUUCUGCAAGGGGAUACCUCCGUCCUGGCCGGCGUGUAUGGGCCAGCUGAGGUGAAGGUCAGCAAAGAGAUCUUCAACAAGGCCACGCUGGAAGUGAUCCUGAGGCCGAAGACUGGUCUGCCUGGCGUAGCGGAGAAGAGCCGGGAGCGGCUGAUCAGAAACACAUGCGAAGCAGUGGUACUGGGAGCGCUGCACCCCCGCACCUCCAUAACUGUGGUGCUGCAGGUCGUUAGCGAUGCUGGCUCUCUCCUGGCCUGUUGCCUGAAUGCCGCCUGCAUGGCCUUGGUGGACGCUGGUGUGCCCAUGCGGGCCCUCUUCUGUGGGGUCACUUGUGCUCUGGACUCUGAUGGGACCCUCAUGCUAGACCCUACUGCUAAACAGGAAAAGGAGGCCCGGGCAGUCCUGACCUUUGCUCUUGACAGCGUGGAACGGAAGCUGCUGAUGUCCACCACCAAGGGGCUCUACUCCGAUGCCGAGCUCCAGCAGUGCCUGGCUGCGGCCCAGACUGCCUCCACACACGUCUUCCGCUUCUACCGGGAAUCACUGCAGAGGCGUUACUCCAAGAGCUGAGGCAAGCCAGGGCAGGCCGCCCCUCCCGCCACCUCCAGCGUCAAAGAAGCCAGCAGGCCGGCCCUGGCGAGAAAAAAGUGGCUAGCUAGCCCCCUCCCUGGGCAUGGGGGACGGGCACAGACCCCACCCCACUCCAGGAAGACACUGGUAGGGUAGUGCACUCACUGAAUGAAGCUACUCAUUCUAACAGCCCCAGGAAGCCGAGACUGCAGCUAGAGUGUGCAAAGCCUGCUGGGUGCUAAGGCCUCAGCAGUGAAUGAGGCCCAGGUUCGAGGAACGGUGAGGUGAUAGACAAAUAACAGUAGUGUGUGUUGGAUGGUGGAUGCUAUUUAAAAAAUAAAACAAUACAAAAAUUUUUUUAAA